CAUGAACCGCGCUGCCAUAGAGACGGACUAAAGCCGAUCGGACCUGAGCCGAUUAUAUAGAGUCGAAGAAAGUAUUAAAAUACCAAAAGAUAAAAUAAAAUACAUAUAUAUAUAUAUAUAUAUGUAAAAAUAAAUAUAAUAAAACAGGAGAUCGACUAUGUCAGGCUCGGCAUCGCUGGAGAACAAGGACAAUACUGAAGCUAAUUCUAAGUGGCUGGAUGCUCACUACGAUCCUGUAGCCAAUCUGAACACUUUCUCCUCAUGCGUAGCUCUAGCAGAUUUAAAUGGCGAUGGGGAGAGUAAGCUGGUUGUAGGGGACCUGGGCAUGGGGGGCUGCAAUAUGAAGCUGAAGGUGUACAAGGGAACCACCCUGAUGACUGAAAACGCACUCCUGGAUCUGCCCACGGGGCUGACGGCUUUCCUCAUGGACCAGAAUGAGCCACGGACCCCCGCCAUCGCCGUGGCCUCGGGACCCUUCAUCUACGUGUACAAAAACCUGCGCCCCUAUUUCAAAUUCACCCUGCCCCCCCUCGAGGUCAACUCCCUGGAGCUGGAGGUCUGGAGCCAAGCCAAAGAGGAUAAAAUUGAUCCCGUGACUCUGAAAGAAAUGCUGGAAGGAAUCAGGGGCAAGGCUGAGGUCCCGCUGUCUGUCAGAUCCCUGAAGUUCUUGAUGUUGGAGCCCCAGGAAAUGGAGACAUUUGUCAACCUGUACAAAAAUCAGCCAAUCAAACGGCAGACUGUCAUCACCUGCAUUGGCACUCUGAUGAAGAACAUGGCGGACGACGACGCAGUGAGCUGCCUGGUGAUUGGGACAGAGUGCAUGGAGCUGUAUAUCCUCGACCCCGAGGCCUUCACCGUCCUGGCCAAGAUGGCCCUGCCCAGUGCUCCUGCGUUCAUGGAUGUGACCGGGCAGUUCGACGUGGAGUUCAGGGUCACAGUCGCCUGCAGGAAUGGGAACAUCUACAUCCUGCGCAGGGACUCCAAGAAACCCAAGUACUGCAUAGAGCUGUGCUCCCAGCCUGUAGGGCUGGUCCGGGUGAAUAAGAACAUUGUGGUGGGCUGCACCACUGAAUCUCUGCACGGAUACACUCAGAAGGGUAAGAAGCUGUGGACUUCCUUUCUGCCGGCCCCUAUCACCACAAUGGGAGUCAUGGACCACAAAGCCAGGGGCUACCAAGCCGUGCUGGUGGGACUGGCCAACAGCGAGGUCCACGUGUUCCGCGAAAAAAACCUGGUGAACAUCGUCAAGACCCCGGAUGUGGUGACCAGUAUUUGCUUUGGGCGAUACGGACGUGAGGAUGGGACCCUUAUCAUGACAACGAAAGGCGGCGGUCUCGUUAUUAAAAUCCUCAAGCGCACCGCGGUGUUCGACGAGAAGGAUUCCGCCCCGGGACCCCCCCUGGCUCAGAGCAUCAAGCUGAACGUGCCCAAGAAAACCAAGCUGUACGUCGACCAGACCCUGAGGGAGCGGGAGAACGCAGUGGGGAUGCACAGAGCGUUCCAGAUGGAUCUCUAUCGCCUCAGAGUGAACGCUGCCCGGGCCUAUGUCAAGGUUCUGGAGUCCAGCCUGUCCCCCAUGUCCUCCGGUGUCUCUGAGCCACUCCGAAUGAACGCUGUGGUCCAGGGUCUCGGACCUUCCUUCAAGCUCACCCUGAACAUCCAGAACACCUCCGCGUGCCGGCCGGCGAUGAACCUCUGCAUCAGCUUCCUGUACGAUCACAGCCUCUACUCCAUGAAGACAGCCUUCUUGAAGAUUCCACUGCUGGUGCCAGGACUGAACUACCCCAUUGAUACCUUUGUGGAGUGUCUCAGUGACAAGGGCAUUUCAGAUAUCAUCAAGGUGUUUGUGCUCCGGGAGGGGAAGACAGCCCCCUUGCUCACUGCACACAUUAACAUGCCAGUCAGCGAGGGGAUCGCGAUGAGCUGAGACCCUGGGCAUCCCUCCAGCUGGACUCGACGGUCAGGGGUCCGCCUCGGUGCAACAUCACCUCUCAGAGGAACCUGCAGUUUGUUUGUUGUGUUCAAUACAAACUGUUACUCUGUUACCACCUUGCUGAACUUGUCACUGAAAUGGCCAGAUGCAGGAGACCAUGCUGAACACACACUGAACCAGCAGGGGGGUCACACUCCAGUCCUCAAGGGUCGCGGGGGCAUCUGCCUUUCAUUCCAGCUUAAGCUCUCAAAGUGAUCGAAUUGUUUGUUCUGGACGCUAAAUAUUAUUUUAAGGUCUUGCACACAAACAAAUGCGCUUGACUCAAGGUACACCACCUGCGAAACAUUCUGAGGCCUGGAGAGACGUCUUAAAUGUGUCCAAUUAAUCAAAUAAUUAGCAAUAUUUGAGAGCUCGGGGGUGGAACGAAAGCCAGAAGACACAGCAGGCCCCUCCCGGACCGGAGUUUGACGACCCCCCCACCCUGGACUUGUUACCUGUCAGGGUUCAGUGUGUUACACACAGGGGACAAUUCAUGAUCCAACCUGGUGGUCACAAAAGUUUUUGGUUUAGUUUGCUCUAGCAUACAGCUCUGGCCAAAAGUUUUUUAUCAGCUAGAAUUUUAGGAUUGAGACAUGAUUUAAAAAUUAUAUAUCAAUUUUAGAUCUUUUAUUUACCACGUGUUCAAAGAAAAUGAUACUGGAAAAGCCUACCGGAAACCGUCAUUUCGAAAUGUCACUUUUUUUCCCCCCUUUGUCAAAACUACAAAGCGGUGUGUAAUUCAAUAACGUAACAUUAUUCAGCAGGUUUCAUUCGACUUCAUGAAGCUAGUGUUCAUUCUAAAGGGGGUGGCUGGGAUGCAAAACUUUUGGCAAGGAGACCAAAUCCAAUAUCAAGCUCCUAUAGAUGACGGUGCAGGGCAAGGUAUAUUAACACCUGUACAGUUCAAAUUGUUUUAUUUAUGUGGUUCGGCUGCUUUGUCCUCACCGGUUGGCUUUUAUUAACGUGUACAUAGAUUUAAAAAAAAUAAAAUAAAAAGUACAUCUUAAAGUAA
Molecule: messenger RNA, 2984 nt
Organism: Polyodon spathula (Mississippi paddlefish)
Lineage: Eukaryota; Metazoa; Chordata; Actinopteri; Acipenseriformes; Polyodontidae
Gene: bbs1
Product: Bardet-Biedl syndrome 1
Exons: 17
Coding region: 158-1927 (589 amino acids)
Biological process (GO): non-motile cilium assembly; protein localization to cilium
Cellular component (GO): axoneme; centrosome; BBSome
Molecular function (GO): smoothened binding; patched binding
Source: RefSeq, a predicted model, not a curated record